AUGAACCCAUCUCUAUCAAGAGCCAAGACCAAUCCUGACCCUAUACCUAUAGCCAGCUCGUCUCAGCGAAGGUCUUUCAAGCGAUCACAAUCCGCUCCUGAGGAUGAGCUUCGUGAAGUGAUCACGGCACAUUUCAUCGACGACUAUGGCGCCCAUCACUACAAUCCAGAUGCUCAUUCUGAAUUCGAAAAUGAGCCCGUCUCUCGAAGCACCACGGACGAGGAGAAGGCCGAUUUAGCCUCGGUUGAUGAGGACCGGGAUGGAAUCCGCAGCCAGAGCGACCUCGACCUGGAGAGGGGUCGAUCCAAGUUGACAAGGGAGAAGAGCACGAGGUCGAGGAGAUCCGACCGAGAGAAAGACAUCUAUCUGGUCACCUGGGACAACGAUAUAGACCCCGACAAUCCUAAGAAUUGGACGUUCAAGAAGAAAUGGGGUGCUACACUCAUUGUGUCUGUCUUCACGUUCAUUUCUCCUACGUCAAGUUCUAUGUCUGCCCCGGCUCUCCCACAGAUUGGUCGGGACCUAGGAGUUUCCGACUCGACCAUCCUGUCCUUACUGAUAUCCAUCUUCGUCCUCGCCUAUGCCAUCGGGCCGCUUUUCUUGGGGCCGCUUUCGGAGAUCUACGGCCGUCGCAUUGUUUUGCAGUUGUCAAACUUGUUCUUUCUCGCAUUUAACAUAGGUUGUGGAUUCGCGACAUCCACCGGCCAGCUUAUAGCCUUUCGCUUCCUCUCGGGUCUGGGUGGCAGCGCUCCUCUAGCAAUCGGUGGUGGUAUCCUGAGUGACUGCUGGUCAGCCGAGCAAAGAGGACAAGCUGUUGGACUUUACUCACUUAUGCCGUUACUUGGCCCGGCUGUCGGCCCUAUAGCCGGAGGCUGGAUCGCCGAGAAAACAACCUGGCGCUGGUGUUUUUGGAGUACGAGCAUCCUCACCGUCAUCAUUCAAGUUUUUGGCGUCAUCUUUCUGCGUGAAACUUUUGCGCCUGUCAUCCUCGCGUGGCGAGCCAAGAAGAUCCGCGAGGAGACGGGCAAUAACCGAUAUCACACCGAAUGGGAGACUCCUGACCGAACGAUUGGCCAGGUAUUGAAGGUCAGCCUUGGACGUCCCUUUCGACUCCUGGGGACGCAACCAAUCAUUCAGGUUCUGGCAUUGUACAUGGCGUUCAUCUACGGUCUUAUGUACCUUGUGCUCACCACAUAUCCUACCGUCUGGGAGACAGUCUAUGGUCAGAGCGUUGGAAUAGGCGGCCUCAACUAUGCCUCGCUUGGAAUAGGCUUUUUCGCAGGAGCGCAGACCGUGGCUCGAAUUAACGAUAUCCUCUAUCGUCGUCUCAAAGCGAAGAACAAUGGAGUUGGCAAGCCCGAGUUUCGGGCACCGAUGAUCCUGCCAGGUGCAAUACUCGUUCCAUCUGGCAUAUUCAUCUACGGCUGGAGUGCCGAGUACCACACCCAUUGGAUCGUUCCCAACAUCGGCGCGGCGCUGUUUGCUGCGGGGACAAUCGCGAGCUUUCAGUGUACCCAGACAUACCUGGUCGACACUUACUCGACGUACGCGGCAUCUGCGGUGGCUUCGGUCACUGUGUUACGGUCACUGGCUGGUUUUGGCUUUCCAUUGUUUGCUCGACAGAUGUAUGAGAGUCUGGGACUAGGGUGGGGGAACAGUCUACUGGGUUUUGUGGCCAUUGCGUUUGGCAUCCCAGCCCCAUUCAUGUUGUGGAAGUAUGGCGAGACAUUGAGGAUGAAGAGCAGAUUCGCGAAAGAGUGA
Cyphellophora europaea CBS 101466 is the source of this 1761-nucleotide messenger RNA. RefSeq lists its product as uncharacterized. Gene Ontology annotation, biological process: transmembrane transport. Gene Ontology annotation, cellular component: membrane. Gene Ontology annotation, molecular function: transmembrane transporter activity. NCBI's taxonomy places the organism in Eukaryota, Fungi, Ascomycota, Eurotiomycetes, Chaetothyriales, Cyphellophoraceae. The transcript has 3 exons. The record is from RefSeq and is a predicted model, not a curated record. The coding region runs from base 1 to 1761 and encodes 586 amino acids.